CAACAUAAUUGCUGACAGCUGAACUUUUGUUUACAUGUCGACGCGCGAAAUUAUGUCGGACAGCGAAAAUGUGGAGCAAGCUCCAAAUGAGCAUGAGUUGAGCACGGAAGCAGACCUAGCCCAUGCCUAUGAGGAGGAUGAUGAUGAUGACGAAGAUGCAGAGCCAAUAACCGCACAAAAGGUUCUGGAAAUUUUGGAAACCGCUUGGACAAACGAGAUGUUUGCACCCGAAUUGUUGCAACACCAGUCAGACAUGUUGGAGCUAAUGAUGUCACAAGUGGCCCAUAUGGAAGAGCAAAUGAAGGAUCUAGACAAGAAUGACUUUCGUUACGUGGUGCAUCAGAUGGAGCUGGAACGCAUACGCUAUAUUAUGGCGAGCUAUUUGCGCUGUCGGUUACAAAAGAUCGAGGCCUUCACGCAGUACAUCAUCAAUCAGGAUGCGACAUACGAUGCGGCCGACAAACGACUCUCGCCCGAAGAGGCGAAAUAUGCACAGGAGUUCGCGACAAACGUGGAUGAAUACUUCAGCAAAGUGGCCACACGGUAUAUGCCCAAUCAGCAGCGGGGUGAGGCCGAGCAACGAAUUGUGGCGCCCAAUCUCAUGAGCCACGUAUUUCUCAAGGCCAAUGUGGCAGUGUCUGGCGUUAUUGUGGGCGUUGAUGAUGAAGAGGUGGAUCUUACGCCAGGGUCUCAGCACAUCAUUCCCUAUCAACUGGUGGCCGAUCUUAUACAGAAAAACCAAGCGAAACUUAUAUAAAUAUCUGGGAAAUACACAUUCAAUUUAAAACUAU
Molecule: messenger RNA, 791 nt
Organism: Drosophila navojoa
Lineage: Eukaryota; Metazoa; Arthropoda; Insecta; Diptera; Drosophilidae
Gene: Sld5
Product: DNA replication complex GINS protein Sld5
Biological process (GO): double-strand break repair via break-induced replication; DNA-templated DNA replication
Cellular component (GO): GINS complex
Source: RefSeq, a predicted model, not a curated record